AACUGUAUUGCUGUUUGUAUGUAACCUUAAGUCUACUAUAGUACAGGCCUAUGGUGGUUCGUUCGUGUUCACUUGCACGAACCGCUGCUGGCACUUACGCCCGUGUCGCCUAACAAGUGCCUGCAUGGGUACUGAGUACCUGUUCUUCACAUGCUUAGCUGAUAGAUGUUGUUGUAAAAUAACGUUGAGACUACAGGAGUUUCUGUAAUACUGGGAACUCAGUUUGCAAUUUGUAGAUAUGUCGUUCCAAGUAGGAUCGCUCAGCUACAAAAACCGCCAGUUUAUACUUGAGGAUAGACCGUUUACAAUACUCAGCGGGGCCAUGCACUAUUUCCGUAUACCACAACAGUACUGGCAAGACCGACUGCUCAAGCUGAAAGCAUGUGGCCUUAACACAGUGGAAACGUAUGUCCCUUGGAACCUUCACGAAGAAAUCAAAGGACAGUACAGUUUUGACGGCAUGUUGGAUGUAAGAAAAUACAUGCAAAUGGCCCAUGACCUUGGUCUGAAGGUCAUCCUUCGUCCAGGGCCGUAUAUUUGUUCAGAGUGGGAUCUGGGUGGGCUUCCAAGCUGGCUUUUACACGACCCUGAGAUGAAGCUCCGGUCAAACUAUCCGCCCUACCAGAAAGCCGUGUCCGACUUCUUUGAGAAACUCAUUCCUAUGGUAACAGAUCUGCAGUAUAGUCGUGGUGGUCCAAUCAUCAUGGUCCAGGUGGAGAAUGAAUUCGGUAGUUAUAGUGACGAAGAGGACCAUCUCAUCUUCAUUAAAGAUUUGCUAAUAAAGUAUGGUAUAACAGAAUCUCUGGUGUUGUCGGAUAACAUACAAGGUGCACGAAAAGCCCUUAUUCCUCAAGCUCUGUUGACUGUCAACUUUCCGGAUGUGAAGGAUGGUUCUCGUCUGUUUAACAUGAUCCGGGACAUGGGCCCAAACCUUCCACUGUUGGUGAUGGAGUUCUGGACCGGCUGGUUUGACCACUGGGGAAAGAAACAUCACACUGUGCCCCCAGACGAUUUUGCCAAGGUUCUAAGGUUCAUCCUGGAAGACCACGCCUCCGUUAACCUGUAUAUGUUUCAUGGUGGCACGAAUUUCGGGUUCAUGGCCGGGGCCAACUUUUUCUCCGAAUACCAAGCUGACGUGACCAGUUACGAUUAUGACGCCAUGUUGUCCGAGGCGGGAGAUAUGACACCGAAAUAUUAUCGAACUCAGCAGAUUGUCCAUGACUUGAUACUCAAACCUCAAGGUUUGUCUCUGCCAAAUAUUGACGUGACUGAUGUUCCGAAAAUGGCAUAUGGAUCUGUUAAGAUGGAAGUCUGGUUGGGAUGGGAAGACAUCAUUUCUCUUCUGGAGCCAGUGUUGUUGAAAAAUGUGGUUACCAUGGAGAUGCUGGAUAUUAACAAUGGUGGCGGACAAAAUUUUGGUUAUAUUGUAUACCGGAAGGAGCUGACCAAAGGCGGGACAUUGACCAUUGAGGGUUACGUCAGAGACAGAGCACAGAUUUUUGUAGAUGGCAAAGAGACAGCAGUUCUGGACUGUAAAGUCAAGGAUCAGGAGGUGGACAUUAGGACUUCAAAGGAUUCUUUUAUUUUGGACAUCUUGGUAGAAAAUCUUGGGCGUGUGAAUUACUGUGAUUUCAAAACAUCAAUACUCAACGAGCAAAGAAAAGGAAUCUGUGGGAACGUACUUUUGGACGGUGAUCCCCUGGAGGACUGGCAAAUUUACCCUUUAGAGUUCAAGGCGCCAUUUCAGAAAAGUUUACUGAACCAUAAAGCUUGGUCUCCGUCAUUCGGCGAUGGCCCCUGUGCCUCUCGUGGAGAGCUGGUCGUGGAGAAUGCACCUCAGGAUACUUUCCUGAAAAUGGAGGGCUGGGAAAAGGGAAUUGUGUUUAUGAACGGGUUCCACUUGGGCCGAUAUUGGAAUAUUGGCCCUCAAAGGACACUCUAUGUGCCGGCACCUGUCCUGAAGACUGGGUCAAAUCAGAUACUUAUUUUUGAACUUCAUAAAAGUGGAUCUGUGAUAACAUUCGAAGACCAGCCUGAUCUUGGAUGAGAAAGCUUACCAUUGUGUUGAACUAAUGCGGGACUUUACAAACCCUUCAGUGACAGUCCCGAAGGCAUCAACAGAGAUGUUUUCCUUCAGUGUUUUGAUCAGCAGGAAACCCCCAUCAGACCAACGGUCAUUCUGUGCACGAAAUCAUACAUUCAUGACGAUCAUUCUGAAUAUAUAUUAAUCGAUGUCAGAAAUGUGUUUUAAUUAUUCAGCUAUUAAAAUUUGAACCGAAAUAUUUUAUAUAAAUUUUUUUUAUUUUCUCAUUUUCCACAAGUGUGUAUGGCU
Molecule: messenger RNA, 2332 nt
Organism: Liolophura sinensis
Lineage: Eukaryota; Metazoa; Mollusca; Polyplacophora; Chitonida; Chitonidae
Product: beta-galactosidase-1-like protein 2
Exons: 19
Coding region: 239-2047 (602 amino acids)
Biological process (GO): carbohydrate metabolic process
Molecular function (GO): beta-galactosidase activity
Source: RefSeq, a predicted model, not a curated record